AUGGUACUCCUCGACGGUGAAAAACGACCGUCAUCGUUCAGUGUCGAAAGUAUCCUCAAACGGAAAGACAAAAUCCUGAAGCCACUGGCUAUGGCACCAACGUCAUCCCUUACUGCGGCUGCAGUCGUCUCUAUCACACCGGGUCGUAUAAAACUUUCGAAUCCGUUUGAGACUGCAAUGCUCUUCUUCGGACAGUCUAGGCUACCUCUCCCCCUUCCCGACAGCUCCCCGGAAUCUUCGAUAUCACCCCAUCCAGCUCCUACGGUACAACAAAUGAAUAAUUGGAGCGCUCGGACCGACUCGCCUAUGAGCGAAGGUGCCAAAAUACAAAUGGGUAUCAGCAAGUGCAUGUUACGAAAGCACAAGAACAAUCGCAAACCCCGCACACCGUUCAGUACUCAGCAACUUCUCUCUCUCGAAAGGAAGUUCCAGCAGAAACAGUAUCUGAGUAUAGCAGAGCGGGCAGAAUUCAGCGCCAGUCUACAGCUCACCGAAACUCAAGUAAAAAUCUGGUUUCAGGUGCGUGCGGAAUCAGCUCAUCAGGCUGCAUCUCGCAUAACCUUCAACUUUGAGAAAACCUCCUGA
Cooperia oncophora is the source of this 585-nucleotide messenger RNA. Lineage: Eukaryota; Metazoa; Nematoda; Chromadorea; Rhabditida; Trichostrongylidae. The record is from the annotation of a GenBank genome assembly.